Molecule: messenger RNA, 366 nt
Organism: Lolium perenne
Lineage: Eukaryota; Viridiplantae; Streptophyta; Magnoliopsida; Poales; Poaceae
Source: RefSeq, a predicted model, not a curated record
AUGGAGGGUGAUAUGAUCGCUGCAUUCCAGGCGGAGUAUGAGGAGGAGAUGCUCAACGAGGAGGUGGUGCCAAGACGUCGACGCCGCCGAGAGUUCAUCAGGCGUGAUCGUCUGGGUGCCCACGAUCGGCUCUUCGAGGACUACUUCACCGACGACUGCAACUAUCCUCCGAGCUACUUUCGGCGAAGGUAUCGGAUGAGGCGAUCCCUUUUUCUGAGCAUUGUGGAUAGAUUGGGUGAAUACUCUCUGUAUUUCACCCAAAGAGUUGAUGCUCUCAACCGUGCUGGUUUUUCUCCCCUACAAAAGUGUACUGCGGCUUUGCGUCUGUUAGCUUAUAGAGCCGCUGCAGAUACGAUAGAUGAGUAG